AUGGCGGGGACUUCGUUGUAUGUGGCGGAGAAGGAAGAAGACAUUGCGGAGUUGGAGAACGAAGUGAUGCAAGAAGUUUCUUUUGUUUUGAAAAAAGUCGAAAAAACCAAUAAUGGAGUUUAUGUCAUGGCUUCCACUUUGGGGGCCCUCGAGGCCCUCCUCGCCUACCUCGAGGAGUGCAAAAUUCCCGUCUUCGCCGUCAGCAUCGGGACUGUGCAGAAGAAGGACAUAAAGAAGGCGUCGGUGAUGCGGGAAAAAGGGUUUGCGGAGUUCGCGGUGGUUUUAGGGUUUGAUGUAAAGGUGGAUGCAGAAGCAGAAAAAGAAGCCAAAACCCUCGGAGUUAAAAUCUUUUCUGCAGAAAUCAUUUACCACCUUUUCGACCAGUUCACCAGCUACUUCCAACAAGUCAAACAGUCCAAGAAGUGGGCUUAG
Messenger RNA from Eimeria necatrix, 432 nucleotides. Its product is annotated as translation initiation factor IF-2, putative. The coding region runs from base 1 to 432 and encodes 143 amino acids. The transcript is spliced from 2 exons. Gene Ontology annotation, molecular function: translation initiation factor activity. The record is from RefSeq and is a predicted model, not a curated record. NCBI's taxonomy places the organism in Eukaryota, Apicomplexa, Conoidasida, Eucoccidiorida, Eimeriidae.